Molecule: messenger RNA, 1823 nt
Organism: Telopea speciosissima
Lineage: Eukaryota; Viridiplantae; Streptophyta; Magnoliopsida; Proteales; Proteaceae
Product: laccase-11-like
Exons: 6
Coding region: 47-1735 (562 amino acids)
Biological process (GO): lignin catabolic process
Cellular component (GO): apoplast
Molecular function (GO): hydroquinone:oxygen oxidoreductase activity; copper ion binding
Source: RefSeq, a predicted model, not a curated record
CAUCCACAUACACAAUUUACUUGGGUUUCAAACAUUUUGACCUAAAAUGGCACCACAAGGCAUUUUCUACUCAUCAUCUCUCUUUCUUUUCUUGCUCUUCUUUGCCCUCUUUUCCUUAUCUGCUGAAGCUGCAUUGAAGAAGUAUCAGUUUGAUAUUCAAGUGAAGAAUGUGAGCAGAUUGUGCCAUGCCAAGCCUAUUGUAACUGUAAAUGGAAUGCUCCCAGGACCUACUAUUUAUGUUAGAGAAGGAGAUAGAGUUCUUGUUAAUGUUACUAACUCUGCUAAAUAUAACAUGUCUAUCCAUUGGCAUGGAUUGAAGCAAUUUCGCAAUGGUUGGGCAGAUGGACCAGCUUAUAUAACACAAUGUCCAAUCAAGACAGGGCAUAGCUAUACUUAUGAUUUCAAUGUCACAGGCCAAAGAGGAACCCUAUGGUGGCAUGCACAUAUUUUUUGGUUAAGGGCAACAGUUUAUGGUGCCAUUGUAAUUAUGCCUAAACAAGGAACCCCAUUUCCAUUUCCACAGCCUCACAUGGAGUCUAAUAUAAUCUUGGGAGAAUGGUGGAACACAGAUGUUGAAGAUGAAGUGAAGAAGGGUAACAAGUUGGGUUUGCCACCUAGAGCAUCAGAUGCUCAUACCAUCAAUGGGAAGCCAGGACCACUCUUUCCAUGUUCUGAGAAAUAUACUUAUGCAAUGGAGGUAGAGCAAGGAAAGACCUAUCUCUUGAGAAUCAUCAAUGCUGCACUGAACGACGAGCUUUUCUUCGUGAUUGCCGGACACAAUAUGACUGUUGUGGAGAUUGAUGCAGUGUAUACCAAGCCCUUCACAACCCAAACUAUACUUCUUGGACCUGGGCAGACCACAAAUGUCCUUGUUCAGGCUAACCAAAUACCAAACAGAUACUUCAUGGCUGCUAGGCCUUUCAUGGAUGCUCCACUUACAAUAGACAACAGAACUGUCACUGCAAUCCUACAAUACAAAGGCAUUCCAAAUACUGUAAUUCCAAGCUUACCUCAUUUGCCUGCUCCAAAUGAUACUUCCUUUGCCAUGAACUACACUGGAAAGCUUAGGAGUCUAAACUCUGCUAACUUCCCUGCAAAUGUUCCCCUCAAUGUGGACAGACAUCUUUUCUAUACAAUUGGUUUGGGAAUGAACCCAUGUCCUACUUGCCAGAAUGGAACCCAACUCACUGCUUCCUUAAACAAUAUCACUUUCGUGAUGCCCAAAAUUGGGCUUCUUCAAUCUCAUUAUUUUAACAUCAAGGGAGUGUUUAGGACAGAUUUCCCUGACCGUCCUCCCACUCCAUUUAAUUUCACUGGUGCACCACUUACAGCAAACCUUGGAACUUCUUUGGGGACUAGACUCAGUAAGAUUGCCUUCAAUUCUACUGUGGAGUUGGUUCUUCAAGAUACUAAUCUUCUUACUGUUGAGUCCCAUCCAUUCCAUCUCCAUGGUUACAACUUCUUCGUGGUUGGAACGGGAAUCGGAAACUUCAACCCUGCGAAAGAUCCGGCUAAAUAUAACUUGGUGGAUCCUCCUGAGAGAAAUACAGUUGGGGUUCCCACUGGAGGUUGGACUGCAAUAAGGUUCAGGGCUGACAAUCCAGGUGUAUGGUUCAUGCAUUGCCAUUUGGAACUCCACACGAGUUGGGGAUUGAAGACAGCUUUCGUGGUAGAAGAUGGACAAGGCCCAGAGCAAUCCAUAUUACCACCACCAAAAGAUCUUCCUCCUUGUUAAAUUCCUCACAAUUGUGAAUAAUUCAUGAGAGCCAUUUGUUUGUGCAAGGCUCUUCUUGUUGGAGCUAACUUUUUCUUGUAUUUUUUUU